Molecule: messenger RNA, 1377 nt
Organism: Drosophila albomicans
Lineage: Eukaryota; Metazoa; Arthropoda; Insecta; Diptera; Drosophilidae
Exons: 2
Coding region: 4-354 (116 amino acids)
Biological process (GO): sensory perception of taste
Cellular component (GO): membrane
Source: RefSeq, a predicted model, not a curated record
CAGAUGCAGCGCCAUCUAAACAAAUUUAUUAUCUACGCAGCCGACGAAUCGCUGCGUUGUCGGCUGUCGCAAAUGAGCUCGAAUCUGUACACAAAUCUGCAAACCUAUACGAUUUAUGGGCUUUAUCAGUUGAAUGGUUCGUUGCUGUCAACGGUGCGUAUGCGCAAUGUGCAAUUACUGCUGCUGUUGUUGUUCUUAUGCUUAUUCUUGAUGUUGUUGCAGAUGAUGGCCAGCAUGAUUACCUUCAUUGUGAUACUCAUACAGUAUAGCCUCGGCGACGAUUGCUCCACGCCCUCCUCCGCCUCCGCCUCCGCUUCCACCGCCGUUGCUCCCGACGAGCGAGCUGAUCAGUAAAACAUUCACGUUCAUCUCAUGAGGCAGCCACUUGAUGCCGUGUUUGAAGCUGGUUUGCCAGCCAAUGGGCGGCACUUGCAACACACUCACACUCACACACACUCACACACGCACACACACACACAGAUAGAGCAUUGUAGUAUGCACUUUUUGCGCGUCUCAAAAAUUGUUAUUGCACAUUUAAAGGCGUCAUUAUUAGCGCUACAUGGAGGCCUUAGAAGCCUUCCACUAAUUGGGGCAAGUUGUGGGGCAAGUUGAGUUUAGUUUGUAAUUCUUGUUAUUGUUGUUGCCGCUGCAGUUGUUGUUAUCACAUAAAUUGUGCGCACAAAUCUUGAUCUGCAAAUCAUUUUCGACAACUUUACGGGCUGUGCACUCACAAAGCACUCACUUCGAGCAUGCCGUGAAUACUGUGAAUACAUUCACGCAGUCGAACGUUUGCAAAACAAUUUUUCGUGGGCAACUUUGGAGUUUUGUGUGUGCUGUGUGUGUUGUUUGUGUUGUUGUUUGCUGCCGUUAUCUGUUGCAUAGAUCUGUGCCAGCCAACAUUUUGUUGCCUGCCACAUUUCCUGUGGCACGCUGCAUCCAGGGGCAUGCGGCAAAAAGGCAUCACUUGAAUUAUUUACGCAACUAACUAAGCUGACAUUUAAUUUAAGUGCCAACACCAGAGCUUGUGCUUGGCUGGCCAAGAACUGUCUUCAACUUCAAAAUUUAUACGUGCAACGCGCUGUGGCAGCUAAUGAAAUUUAUGCAUUUAUGCCAAGUUGCUUAAGUUGUGUGUGCCUGGAGGAUGCCUCGACUCGACUCGAAGUUGGAGUCGGAGUUGGAGUUGGAGUCGAACGCCGCCGACGCUAUGAUCCAUGUUAAUGUCCAUCAGAGGCGGCCUGUCAAUUCGAUUGUUGGACAUGUCCAUGUUGCCAGUUGCCAGUUGCCAGCCUGCCGCAUUGCUGCAUUGAGAUCAAUUUGCAAUUAGCCGCACUUGCAACGGAUAUGGCUGCAACUAUGUGUAGCUCUCUCUCUCUCUCU